Molecule: messenger RNA, 975 nt
Organism: Drosophila serrata
Lineage: Eukaryota; Metazoa; Arthropoda; Insecta; Diptera; Drosophilidae
Product: ankyrin repeat and FYVE domain-containing protein 1-like
Molecular function (GO): zinc ion binding; protein binding; nucleic acid binding
Source: RefSeq, a predicted model, not a curated record
AUCUUAGAUUGUAAAUUCUAGAACCAGUUCAAUUGUGAACGUCAUCUGGUGAUAACAAUAAAAAUAAUCGGUGGACGCCUCUGUAGACUUUUGACAUCUUUUAUAUCAAAGAUUUCGGUUCAUUGUAAUAAUGGGUGAAAAUGAAGCUUCUGUUAAACAAUUAGAACAGAAUUUAAUGUUACUGAAGGAUAAGUUUACAAAAUUACAGCGUAGUUAUUCGGAACUAGAGCGGAAGUAUAACGCAAUUAUUGCAGCAACGAACGAAGAUAACCCUGGAGAGCUCAACAAUAAAUGGCGCGCUGAUGUCUUGGACAAAGUGAAAGAGUUGGACUGGAGCGAUUUAAAAGAAGAUGUCGUUUUAGCUCUAUUGCGCUGGAUUUAUACUGAUCUCAUUGAUUUUCAUCAUGACGGAUUGACUUUAGAUGUACUAAAAGCUUCACAUCGGUUUGGCUUGCCAGCUCUUUUAGGAUUGUGUGAACGGACAUUAAUUACAUCAGUUGGUGUAAGAUCCUGCGUACGAUUUUAUUGUGUUGCAGAAGAAGUAUCUGCAACAACACUUUUGGAAUAUUGCUCUAGUUUAAUAUCAACAUACUGGGACGAUUUAACAACGCAAGACUUUGAGCAUAUGUCCGGACCUUUAUUGUAUAAAAUGCUUAAAAAUAAAACAAAAUAUCCACUCCAUGCUGCUGUUAGACUCCUGAGGGAAGACGUUGUGUUCCUGUGUAUUGUAGAAAAUGAUAGCACACUUCCAGAUUUGAUAAAUAGUUUUUCAGAAAACGGGCUUUUGCCUCUUCAAAUGGCACUUGCCGCCAAAAAUGUUCAAAUUGCUCAGACUCUUGUAAACAAUGGAUUAGCAAACGUUAACGCAGUUGACAUAGAGGGGUAUACGAUGCUUAUGAGUGCUUUAAGAUCUGGUGAUGCGUUUUCAGCUAAUUUUUUAUUGGAUCAAAACUGUCUUCUAGACCUCUCAUCCGG